AUGGCGGACGAUGGAGAGUCUUUGGAGUCUUGGCUUAACAAAGCCACUAACCCUUCCAACAGACAGGAAGACUGGGAGUAUAUAAUGGGAUUCUGUGACCAAAUCAAUAAGGAGCUAGAAGGCCCACAAAUAUCCGUCAGACUGCUGGCUCACAAGGUUCAGUCCCCUCAGGAAUGGGAGGCGCUACAAGCAUUAACGGUUCUUGAGGCUUGUAUGAAGAACUGUGGGCGAAGGUUUCACAAUGAAGUGGGGAAAUUUAGGUUUUUAAAUGAAUUAAUUAAGGUGGUUUCACCCAAAUACCUAGGAGACAAAGUAUCGGAAAAGGUGAAGUCAAAAGUGAUUGAGAUGCUGUACAGUUGGACUAUGUCUCUACCAGAUGAGGCAAAGAUCGCCGAAGCAUAUCAGAUGCUGAAGUCUCAGGGUAUUGUUUUAGUUGACCCAGAAAUCUCUCUUGAUGCCACACUAAUACCAUCACAUUCUCCGCGACCCAAGAAUCCUGUGUUUGAUGACGAGAAGAAGACUAAGAGAUUGGCGGAGCUGCUGAAGAGCAAAAAGCCUGAAGAUCUGCAAGAGGCAAAUCGGCUCAUCAAGAACAUGGUGAAGGAGGACGAAGUGAGAACACAGAAAGUGACAAAGCAAAAAAGCACACUGGAGGCAGUCAACAACAGCGUCAAACUCCUUAACGAGAUGCUCGCUCACUUCAGCCCAGAAGACUCCACGGACGGAGACAAGGAGCUCAUUAGGGAGUUGUACGGUGAUUGUGACAAGCUUAGGCAAACUGUGUUUCAGCUCGCUACUGAGACUGAGGACAAUGACAGCAGCUUGGGGGACAUACUGCAGGCCAGUGAUGACCUCUCGCAUGUUAUUAAUGCUUACAAGAAGAUUGUGGAAGGACAGACCAUCAAUGGAGAGACUGAAGAAGCACAGCAAACACGAACACCAGUCAAACAAGGUACCGGCCACACAAACCAAUCCGAGAUUCUGAUUGACCUGGUGGGUCUGGAUGUCCAGAGCCCCUCUCCACCAGAACAACACCCCCCCUCAUCUUCUCUGUCUUUUCCUUCUGACCUGCUGUGUGGGUCUGCUGCCACUGACCCUCAGUCCCCGACCCACAGUGCACCCUCUGCAGCUCUCUCUCUGCUGGAUGAAGAGCUACUAUCCUUAGGCCUCAAUGAACCCGUUCCUGUUGGUCACAGUCAGGAUUUGCAUCUUUUUAACACUACUGCGCCUUCUGGUCCUACAUUUUCUACAUCUUCACUUUUUCCAGAUGCCCUCACUGCAACAAUAACCCCAACUAGCCCUACCAAGUCUUCUACAACUGCCUCUGCUUUAAGCUUCCCUGGCCCUGUCCUGUCAACACCUCCUGUUUUUACAGAAUCCGUCUCGACAACAUCAGUCAUAUUCCCACAGCCCCUCAGUUCAGUAUUAACUUCCGUGGCCCCGACUGCUCUUCCUCAGUCACUCAGCAUGACCUUGCCCGCUCCUUCAGCAACCCAGGUCACUCCUCAACAGGUCUCCACUUCACCUAGAGCUUCCCACUCUCCUUCAGCUUCUCUCAGUAACAAUCUACAAGACCUUGCCUUGCUGGAUCUGGGCAGUCCAAAAAAUACACCAGCUGUAAUGGACUUUGGCAGCUUGCUGGUAAAAAGUGAGGAGCGUCCAGCUACCGCGUCUUCCAGUCUUAGUGUCUCCUCGACCACAUCCACCUCACUGCUCUUAGCAGGGAUGCAAGGGGGCUCCACUCCUCCACCUUCUAAGAGUCAGGCAGAUGACAGCCCUGUGUUGCGCUCUCUGUCCCCUAUCCUCCCUCUGAGCCAGGCCAGUCCAGACAGGGGACAGGAAGUGUCCCUGGCCAAUGUCUUUGUUCCUUUGGAUGCUAUCAAGCCAAGUAAAGUGUGUCCUGUGACAGCAUAUGAUAAAGAUGGUGUCCGUGUUCUGCUGCAUUUUGCCAAGGAUUGUCCACCAGGCAGGCCUGAUGUACUGGUGAUAGUGGCGUCCAUGGUUAACACAGCCCCGCAACCUGUUAGGAGCAUUGUUCUGCAGGCAGCUGUACCCAAGACAAUGAAAGUGAAACUGCAGCCACCUUCAGGGACAGAGCUGACACCUUUUAAUCCAAUUCUCCCCCCUGCGGCCAUCACUCAGGUCAUGUUGCUUGCCAAUCCUCUCAAGGAGAAGGUUCGGAUGAGGUACAAACUGACAUUCACACUGGGAGAGCAGCCGGUCACAGAAGUGGGGGAGGUGAAUGAGUUCCCGCCUGCUGACAGAUGGGGUGCUCUAUAGCCAUGCCUAACCCUUUAGGAUGGCCAGACACUACAAGACUUCCUUAACAGUUUAGUUUGUCAGUGCAGCUCAGAAGUCAAAAGGGCAGUACUUGAAGACUUUUAGGGAAAAUUAGAAGAAUAUAAUAUAAACUUUAAUGAAGCUUGAAGGAGUUCUUCUGCUUGAGAUGUUCCCACUGAAGUAGCCAAAGUCCUGUAGCACACAUCCAACUUAAACUUUACUAUUGUGCCAGAUGUAGUCAACGUGGUACAAUAACAAAUGGUGUGAACUGGGUGAGCGUGAACGAUGGCUAAGUGGGGAAAAAAUAGUUAUCAUUAAUAGUUAUUAUUAAGUUGUUACUGUCAUUAUGCCCUUUUGCUCUCAUUUUAAUGCUGAUGUUUACUGCUCUCCCUCAGUCAUAUCAGAACUGAUACUUGCACUUUUGGAUGCCAGACUUAAUAUAGAGCAAAAACACACACUGAAGGAGAUUGUGAAGCCAGGUUCACAUGAACAUGUGACCACAACGUGCAUUUCACACGGUUUGCUGCUGACAAUGUAGGAUAACAAUAUUUUACGCCGAAGACAUUGGACUAAAGCAGACAAGAGCCCCUCUGUUGCUAAAUGAAAGGCACUCAUAGAUUGGCUUGUUAAAAAUUAGUUACUCUCAGUUCACUGCUUCCAAUAUCGCUCACAAUUACUACUGAACACUUUGACUUGUCUACUGGGUUCUGUACUAACUCAUAGCUCAGACUCUUGUUAUGCUUUGUAGUCUUUCAGUAUUUAUUGUUCUGAAUGUAUUAUUUAUUUUGGCUAGUGGAGGAACGUAUCAGAUCUGUUACUGUAUAACUAUGGAUUGCAAUCGACAACUGUAUUCCUUCUGCAUACUCUUCUUAUGAUGAACACUUUCAGUAUUGCAGUAAGAAAGGCACAAAUGAGUAGUGGCAAUGUUUUCAAAUAUUCAGACAGACAUUUUGUUAUAUGUUACAUUAUGUAGCAACAGUGGGGUAAACUCUGGAAAGUAUUUUAAUGUAGAAAAAAAAAGUAAAUCCUGCUAGAUACAACCACAGCUUUGUGACAGUUAGCCUAUAUACCUUGGAAGGCACAACAUGAACUAUUAAGGGCAAGAAUGGACUAUUUACAUUAAGUAGAUGUGCUUACAGAAGUGCAGACCAGCCGGUAAUUAACCCUUGGACACAGAAAGGCAUAUUGUUUGAAGUUAUUUAAAUGCCAUGGAGAUCUUUGCCCUUACUUCUGCUGUGGAAACCAAGCUAAGGAGCAGGUUAUUUUUACUGGGUCAGCUGUAAAUGUUUAGCUUGUGAGGGAGUUUCUUAUAUCAAACUAGGAAAAUGUUUCUUUUGAGUAAGCCUAGAGAAGAUAUAUCUGUAGUUAAAACUUGGUGGUGGUUAAUUCAAAGCAUUAGGCUUACCAUGUGUUCAUCUGUGUCUUCUUUAUUUUUGUCUUUUUGGGGCUGUCGUAGGAGUUUCUCCAUGUUUCUUAUAAAAUUAUUUAUUUGUCAUAGAUUGUUAAAUGAACAGGUCAUUACAUAUUUUUGGAAAAGCUAUUUCUGUGCAUGGAAAAAUAAAGAAUGAGAUGGGUCUA
Molecule: messenger RNA, 3858 nt
Organism: Toxotes jaculatrix (banded archerfish)
Lineage: Eukaryota; Metazoa; Chordata; Actinopteri; Toxotidae
Gene: gga3a
Product: golgi associated, gamma adaptin ear containing, ARF binding protein 3a
Exons: 17
Coding region: 1-2280 (759 amino acids)
Biological process (GO): vesicle-mediated transport; intracellular protein transport
Cellular component (GO): trans-Golgi network
Molecular function (GO): phosphatidylinositol binding; ubiquitin binding; small GTPase binding
Source: RefSeq, a predicted model, not a curated record